This is a messenger RNA of Parnassius apollo (apollo), 2073 nucleotides long. The record is from the annotation of a GenBank genome assembly. NCBI's taxonomy places the organism in Eukaryota, Metazoa, Arthropoda, Insecta, Lepidoptera, Papilionidae.
AUGGGCAAAGAAGAUACAUCAACUAAAAAACGGCGAAAAUUAAACACUAAUUUAACAAGUGACUCUAACAAACUAGCACCCGUUGAUGUUUAUAAGCGUGUCGUGGAAUUUGAAGAAGCUGAAGCUCAAUCGCGAAGUGCUGAAAAAGAUGCCACUCUUUUUAAAAAGAUAUGCCAGGAUGUUCGACAACUAUUUGCUGAAAUAGCAGAGCUAAAGGCAAAAGGAACAGAUGAGGCUAAGGAGAAGAUACAAGCAAAAAGAAUAGAAGCUUCAUUGUUGUUAGUUGCUUUAAAAAAAUUGAACCGCUUGGAAAAAGUACGUACGAGAGCUGGAAGAGAUGCCUUACAUAAGGAAAAGCAACGAGUUGAUUCCACACACUUGCUGCUGCAGAAUUUAUUAUAUGAAGCUGACCAUCUAAAUAAGGAAGUUACAAAGUGUCUUCAGUUUAAAUCUAAAGAUGAAGAAAUAGAGCUAGUAGCUCUCGAAGAUUUCUACAAAGAGGCACCUAAAGAAAUAUCACGACCAGAAAUAACCAAAAAUGAUGAACAUCAGUUACAAUUGGCAAGGUUAGAAUGGGAGCUCCGACAACGUCGUGAAUUGGCUGGGGCAUGUAAUGAACUUGUGGCUUCUAAAGAGAGAGUUGCUGCUGCAAUAGCUGCCGCCAGAUCGAGAUUAGAUGCAUUAGCUCCACAUCUCCGUGAUGUCCUUAAAGCAACAAAACCUAUGCAAGAAUGUUUGGCUCUUCGCUUAGAUGAAAAGCAUGAUGAAACAAGAGCUGCUUCUCUUCUACCGCCACCUCUAUUUUUGUUAUAUGCUAACGCUAGUGCUUACUCGGAUGUAUUAGGAGUAUCAAAUUUAACUGUUGGAAUUUCUGGUGAUGAAGAUGAAGCAAGAAGAUUGGAACAACUCAAUACUAAUAACAUGGGAAGUGAAUUAGUUAUAUCUAAUGAUUCUGAUUCUGAUCAGGAUAACAAUGAUGAAGAUCGUAGAGAAAAGAAGAAACGGCAUCACAGAACUGUAAAAAUAUCAAAAGAAGAAAAAGCUGAGGCUAAAAAGAAACAGGUUCUUCAGCGACACCCAUUGAAUGUUCAAGUUUCUGUAAAAGUUGAUGAUGGAACAGCUUUAAACUUAAUUUUCUUUUAUUUACUAAAUCUGAAAAUUGUUGUAGUUAAGUUUAGUAUGUCACUCCCAAAACCUAUCACCGGGGUCUCAGCAGCAGAUGUUUUAAACGGAGAUUGUAUUUUAAAUGAAUUGUAUACUGGGGAUACAGGCAAUGAUUCUCCUCAUCCAGCCACUACAUAUUUAUUAAAUGCUGCUGGGAUAACUGAAAACUUUCACGAUUUCAUUCCUGAAAUUGGCAAGCCAUAUGUUUGGGCCCAAAGAAUGUGUGGUUUGGAUUUCAUGGCAGUAGUUUUAGAUGAACAUAAAGUAUAUAAAACAUUCCAGCCAUGUCAAAGUUUGAGUGUAGCCUCUGUAGAAAAUUUCAUUUUUACCUUGAAAAAACGACUGAAAGCACGAGUGGAACUAAUGAAAGAACUCCAAGAUUUAGAGUGUGGAAAAAUAUUACCAGUAAAAGAUUUACCCAUUAGGUUAUCAGGGUCACUUACUCAAUGGCAAUCAGUAGGUUGGCCAGAGUACAGUCAGUCUCCAUCUACCGCAUUUUUAAUAUCUGAGGGCUUAGCCAGUGCUGACAAUAUGUUAUACAGAGCUAUAGUAACAAGACAAUCUGCAAAAUUAGUUGCGUUAGUAGCUCUAAGUAGUGAUUACCCUAAAAAAUCUCCACUAUUCUCUCUAACGUUGCACUGGAAUGGUACACACCAUGCAGGUAUUAAUGAUGAUAUAAGAGAUAUUGAACGAAUUUUGAACACCAAUUGGGAUGAAGAAAUCUCCGGGAUGCACACUCUUUCUGCUAAAAUGACAAAGUUGUUAACAUGCAUAGAUAUUCUGCUUGAAACAACUGGAUCUAUUGAAUUCCCACCAGAUAAAGUUAUGUUCAGACCGGUACGAGGGAGAAAUAGAAUGAAACCAUAUAAAUUUAUAAAACAAGGUGCUGGUUUGUUUGUCCAGUAUUGA